Nothobranchius furzeri (turquoise killifish) is the source of this 4329-nucleotide messenger RNA. It is a transcript of the gene stag3, whose product is annotated as cohesin subunit SA-1. Gene Ontology annotation, cellular component: cohesin complex; chromatin; nucleus. The record is from RefSeq and is a predicted model, not a curated record. Gene Ontology annotation, molecular function: chromatin binding. Gene Ontology annotation, biological process: sister chromatid cohesion. NCBI's taxonomy places the organism in Eukaryota, Metazoa, Chordata, Actinopteri, Cyprinodontiformes, Nothobranchiidae.
GUGCUAUCCAAUCCAGGACGGAAAUACAUUCGCGCUCAUUAACUUGCAGGCGGGAGGCAGAGAAGAAACACUUGCCUACAAUAAUAAGAUCAUAUCUCAUCCAAUAAGUGGACAAAGCCAAAGGUCAGUGAGCUAACGUUUGAUCGAAAUUGGCUUUUUUGGAGGCCUCUCUGGACCAAAAUGGAAAGUGAAAGCAUAGAUUCAGACAGUCUCAAAGACGACUCUUCAGAUUUUGGAAGUUUGUAUGAGCCUGAGGUGAAAACCACAAAGCGAAGAAAGCAGGCUGGAACUGGGCCUCAGCCACCUAAGAGACCAAAGAAUAAUGCUGGAUUAAGAGUGACAUCUAGCCCCAACAGCAGCCCCAUCUCAAGCCCAUCAGUGCCCUCCCAGCAGCAGCAAGCUUUCUCUCAGGGGACAUCCAGAUGGGUCUCUCCUAGCAGACCUGUGAGGAAUGGGAAUGGGGAAAGCCCGGAAGUUGGUGCAAAGGACAUUUAUGAUGCCGUCUGCUCCGGAAAAAGUGCCAUGGUGACGGUGGUCGACGAGUGGCUGGACAGCUACAAACGGAGCCGAGAGGCGGGGUUGCUGGUGCUCAUCAACUUCAUUGUUCAAUCCUGCGGAUGCAGAGGCGUGGUGACCAGAGAGAUGCUCGACAGCAUGCAGAAUGCUGAGAUUAUCGGCACACUCACCAAAGAGUUUGAUGAGGAAUCGGUAACCUACCCUCUGACCACUCCAGGUCCUCAGCUAAAGCGAUUCAAAGCUGGUCUGUCUGAAUUUGCUCGGGUUCUGGUGCGCUCCUGCAGCAAUAGUCUUAUUUAUGAUGAGUACCUCUUCCCCUCCCUUCUGGCUCUGCUCACUGGCCUGUCUGACUCUCAAGUCAGAGCCUUCAGACACACCAGUACCUUGCUGGCCAUGAAGCUGAUGACAGGGUUGGUGGGAGUAGCUGUGACAGUGUUGGUUCAGCUGCAGACCACCCAGCGACGAUAUGACAUGGAGAACAGCAAAAGUCCGAGUGACAGAAGCUCUGACAGACUGCAGCAACUGAAGGAUACCGUCAGUGAGCUGCAAGAGAACAGAAUGGAGGUAGCCUCCAUGAUGAACGCCACCUUCCGCGGUGUCUUUGUGCAUCGCUACCGUGACAGGCUGCCUGAAAUCAGGGCCUUGUGCAUCGAGGAGUUGGGCCUUUGGCUGAAAUCAGACCCUGAAGACUUUCUCAACGAUGGGUGCCUUAAAUAUCUGGGAUGGAUGUUGCACGACAAGCAAAGUCCAGUGCGUCUGCAGUGUGUGCGUGCACUGCAGGGUCUGUACAAGGAGAAGGAGUUCAUUGGCCGCCUGGAGCUUUUUACUAGCAGAUUUAAAGAAAGGCUUCUCAGCAUGGUGCUGGACAAAGACCCAGACGUGGCAGUGGAAGUGGUCAAUCUGUUGCUGGUGAUCCAACAAACCACAGAAGAAGGCCUGAAGGAGGAGGAGUGCGGCCACAUCUACCCGCUGGUUUAUGCUUCCCACCGAGGGCUGGCAUCAGCAGCUGGCGCCUUCCUCUGUAACAAACUGAAAAGCGUGAUCUGUAGUGAUGCCCAGGAGAAGGAUCAUCGCAACAACUCAGCUUUUCUUCAAAUCCUCGUCUCCUUCUCCAUCCAGAGCGAGUUCCACGAGCAUGGGGCGUACCUGGUGGACAGUCUGUGGGCUGUGGCAAGCUCUGAGCUAAGAGACUGGGAGACGAUGACAGCUUUACUGCUGCAGGAUGCUGGUUUGAUUUACGAGGAGGAGGGAGUGCUUCUGGAUAUUAUGAUGUGUGCCAUCAGACAGGCAACUCAGGCCACCCCGCCUGCUGGAAGGUCUCAGAGCAAAAAGCUCCUGAGUAUAAAAGAAAAGAAGAUCCAGGAACAAGACCGGAGCCGCAUCACCACACACUUCAUCCCCAUUCUGCCUCAGCUGCUUUCCAAGUAUUCAGCUGAUGAAGGAAAAGUGAGCCUUCUGCUCAAAGCUCCUCUUUACUUUGAUCUGGAGAUGUACAGCAGCACUCAGUGGCUGGAGAAGCAUCUGGACCUGCUACUGGCUCAGAUAUGUGACAUUGUGAAGAAGCACACGGAGGCCACUGUGCUGCAGGCCUGCACCCACCUGAUCAGCACAUUAUGUUCAGACAGCUACACCUUCUCCUCCCGCGCACACCUGGUGUUCAGUCAGCUGCUGGAUGACCUGACUGAAAGUUUCAACACCUACCUGAGUGACCUGCUGCAGGGGACUGCAGAUGAGGAUGAUGUGUACAAUGCCUCCACAGCCUUGAAAAGAAUGGCUGCCUUGAGCAGUGCCAAAGACCCCACUUCCUGGAAGCUGCUUGGCUCCUGUCUUGAGUUACUGAAGAGCAGGAUUGAGUCCCUGGAUUUUGACAAAGAGCUGAUGGUGGCAGCUCUAAAGUUUGCAGGUUUUCAUUUGAUGUGGGCCAAAGUCAAUGUGGUCAGCUUCAAGCCAGCGGAGGCUGAACUGAGGCUUCUGAAGAAGGACGUGCAUUGGUUCUGUAAUAUCUGCCAGUCUUGUUUGUCUCUGGACCAGUCUGAGAUAAGAGAUCAGGCCUUUGAGCUCCUGUGUGACCUGCUGCUAUUGUACAGCACCUGCUCAGUCAGCACCGAGCCUGCCCUCAGGAGCCUGGUCCACCUGCCGUCUGACUCUCUACGUGCUGAGAUGGCUUCUUUCCUUCUGGACUAUGUCUUUAACAACACGGAGCAUUUUGAGCUGGAUGAUGUGAGUGAGGAUCAAAGGAUGACUAUUCAGAAGAAACGCAACCAGCUGGCUGGCUACUGCAAAUUGAUCAUUUAUGGUGUUUUGGACCUCACAGCAGCAACCAACGUCUUCAGGCACUAUAGCAAGCAUUUGAAAGAAUUUGGUGACAUCAUCAAGGAGCUGGUGAGCAGGAGCAAGCUCAUCAACCCCAUCCAGAGUGCCAAGAUUGUGUGCCUGAGCCUGCAGCAGCUGUUUUCAGAGAUGCUUACGGAGUGCCAAAACCAGCAGGAGAUCGCUGAGAUUAAAGAGCUGGCCAAGAAGCUCGCUCUGAGCUUUGGCAUUGAUCUUCGUCGAGUCCGCAAACCGCUGGUGGCCUUGCACACAGAUGGUAUACGGUUUGCAUUUCGGAGCAUGCAAGGAGAAGAGGGGGAGCAUCCAAAUGUGGCCUUUUUGGAAAUCCUCAGCGAGUUCAGUUUCAAGUUGCUUCUUCAAGACCGCGCCCAGCUAGCUGAGUUUGUGAAAACAGAGUGUCCGAGUGCUGCCCUCUCCUGGCCACCAGUUAAACUGUACCAGCGUUCUUUGGAGUCUCACUCCAGGACCAAAGAGCCAGGGGAGAGAGGAGGCCACAGAGUCUCCUCACACGAUACGCCUGUAGUCACAGGCAAAAAGACCACUGCUCGAGGUUCAUCAUCCAGCACAGCCAGAGGGUCCUGGUUGGAGAGCAGCAGCAUCCAUAGCCAGCUUCUCAAUCCAGCCCUCACCUCAACCGCGCAGAAACAGCCAGCCAAGUCGCCACGUUUGAACAGGCCCAGAGCUGCGCUGUCUGAUGCUGGUAGUGGUGUAACUGAGCAGGACUCAGAGGAAGAGUUCUCCAGGUCACAGAUGCCUAAUGUGAGGCCCACCAAGCAAGGAACAGCCUCUUCCUCCCAGUCUGCACCCCCUCACGAGCAGGAGGAUCUGAAUUCCCACCUCACCAUGCUUUCUCUGAUAGAGGAUGACAUUUCAGAAGAAGAGGAGCCUGAGAUUGAAGAUUAUGAAAGUGACCUGGAGUCUGGAUACACACUGCCCUCAACACGCCACACCUCUGCCAGUUUCCUGGAUGAGCUCUUUGAGUGAUGUACUGGAACGCUUCCACCAUUUUCAGAUGCCAUUUUUAUGUUAUCAGUGUUUGAAGUAUUUGCAUGAAUUGAAAUCUCAGCCACCUGUUCAUCCCUGUGACUACAUCUUUAUCUUCAUGUUAUCUGACUUGCUGCAGUUUGCCAUUAAAUGAUUGAAUUGUUAAUGUUCUGAUGAAAAGCAAAAACUGAUAUUAAAAAUGUUUAGUACAGUUAUCCGAAUGAAAGCUAAAGCUACCUAUUUUGAACACAUUUUUGCUUUGUUGAUGUGUUUUUUAUAUAAUUGUUCAUAAAAAGUGAAGUAUUAUCGGUUCGAAGUCUGUAAUAAAAUGGAAAAGCGAGUUAGUGGUGACAAUUCAUUCCAAAAUUGAUCAUCAUUUUACUCCGUUUUUGAGACACUUUUGAUGAGUGUUUCAAAGCAGCCUGUGUCUGCAUGCACUCUGCUGUUAACGUGUUGAGUUGUUUGUGUGUAACAUACAAUAAAUAACACCCAUUGUGA